AUGAAGCCACCGCCGUCCUCUUCCACCUCCAGCGCCAUCCCCCUGCGCAAAAUCCCGCCUUUUCUCUUCGCCUUAUUAGCCUUCAUCCUCUUUGUCACCAUCCUUUACGGCGAAGAUUUCAGCUGCAUCUUUGGCCAGUUCGAUUCUGAUCACCAUAGCCACCUACACACCAUUUCAACCAAGAAGAACAGUGAAAAGUUGGCUUUCGCCAUUGGAGAGACUGAGAGGGGCUGCGAUGUUUUCAAUGGGAGGUGGGUACGAGACGAGGAGGCUCGGCCGCUUUACGAGGAGUGGGAGUGUCCGUACAUUCAACCGCAGUUGACAUGUCUAGAACAUGGCCGGCCGGAAAAGGAGCAUCAGCACUGGAGAUGGCAACCUCAUGGUUGUUCACUUCCAAGUUUCAAUGCCACAUUGAUGCUUGAAAGCCUUCGAGGAAAGAAAAUGUUGUUCGUCGGAGAUUCAUUAAAUCGGGGUCAGUACGUUUCAAUGAUAUGUCUUUUACAUAGAGUCAUCCCUGAAGAUGCCAAAUUCAUGAAAACUUUGGGUCCUCUAACUGUUUUCACGGCCAAGGAUUACAAUGCUACAAUAGAAUUCUACUGGGCACCAUUUCUUCUGGAAUCAAACUCAGAUGAUGCAGUCAUUCACAGAGUAACUGAGAGACUUGUUCGCAAAGGGUCGAUAAAUAAGCAUGGAAAAAACUGGAAAGGAGCAGAUAUAAUUGUGUUCAACACUUAUCUAUGGUGGAUGACUGGCCUAAGAUUCAAGAUUCUGCAAGGAUCUUUUGAUGAUGAAGAGAAGGAUAUCGUGACACUCCCAACGGAUGAUGCUUAUCGUAUGGCCAUGAAAAGCAUGUUGAGAUGGGUGAAGAAGAAUAUGGAUCCCAAUAAAACAAGAGUAUUUUUUACCAGCAUGUCGCCUUCACAUGAAAAGAGCAUUGAAUGGGGAGGAGAUCCAAAAGGCAACUGCUACAAUGAAACAACCUUGAUAGAAGAUCAUGAAUACUGGGGAUCAGACAGUCGAAAAAGUAUAAUGGGAGUGAUUGGUGAAGUAUUCAGCAAAUCGAGGGUUCCAAUUACGUUUCUCAACAUCACGCAACUCUCAAGUUACAGAAAAGAUGCACAUACAUCUAUUUACAAGAAACAAUGGAGCCGGUUAACCCCAGAACAGUUAGCAAACCCCGUGAGCUAUGCCGAUUGUGUGCACUGGUGUUUACCUGGGCUUCAAGAUACUUGGAAUGAGCUUUUAUUUGCCAAGCUUUUCUACCCUUGA
This is a messenger RNA of Fraxinus pennsylvanica, 1269 nucleotides long. The record is from the annotation of a GenBank genome assembly. NCBI's taxonomy places the organism in Eukaryota, Viridiplantae, Streptophyta, Magnoliopsida, Lamiales, Oleaceae.